AUGACCCCCUUCCAUUCUGGUACAAUUCAAUUUCGAAGCCCCUCUGAGUCAUUUACUAUUCUCAACGAUGUAACAACUACUUCUGCUGUUAGUGACCCUUUUAUAGCUGUGACCCAAAUGACAUUUAUGUUCUUAAGAAGAGUCAGCACCUUAACCUCAGUGGUGAAUUGUCAUUUGCUUUUGCGGGUAUGUGGUUUUUCUUCAAGGGUCCUUGGUUUGGAAAAUCAAGCAGUACAAGCAUCAUUGAAUGAUAACAAGGGAAUUACGUCUCCUAAUUACGUCAGUAGGCAUCAUCUUUCGCCAUGGUUCUCGGAUAAUAAAGCUCAUUUGGAGGAUUGUAAAAUCGAGCUUGUGGAUAAUGAGUCUUGGCACGUUUCUUCUGGACUAGCCGAGGCGUGGAGAGGUACUGCUGGGAUGGUGGAAAGACAAGCUGUAUUUACGGAGGAGGAUGAGGUAGUGCUUAACAAUGUACCACCAAACAAGGAGGACCCUGAUUUCGAUGAGAUUGAGGAUAUGAGAGUUCGUGGCAAUCUAUUCUAUAAGAUUGACAGGGGUUCCAAAGAGUUUGAAGAGUACAGUUAUGACUUCCACAGGAGGAAUUCGGCAAAGAAGAAAGGUGAUCGAUCAGAAAGAAAAAAGAAUGACAACCUAAGUCGUAAUUUGGCAUCCCCAAUCGAAAAAUCUUCGAAGAACAAAGAUGAAUGGAAAGAAAGCAAGAAGGAAGAUGUGAAUCAUAGUUCUGCCCUCAGAGGGGAGAGACUUCCCAAAGUCGGUAAGGAAAGCCAUCUGACUUUGCAAUUUCAUGAAGUGGACAAUUCUGGUGCUGGGAAGAAGCAAAGGACUCCCACUUUCAAUCAGCUUACAGCACCUUACCAUGAGCCAUUUUGCUUGGACAUUUACAUAUCAAAGGCGUCAGUGCGUGCCUGCAUCAUUCACCGGGCGACUAGCAAUGUUGUUGCUGUGGCGCACACUAUUUCUAAGGACAUGAAAUUUGACCUGGUAUCGACUAAGAAUAGAACUGCUUGUGCUGCUGUUGGGGAAGUAUUGGCUCAGAGGGCCUUGGCUGAUGAUAUCCAUAAUGUGGUUUAUACGCCUAGGAAAGGGGAGAAAUUGGAAGGGAAGCUUCAGAUUGUACUUCAGUCCAUCAUUGAUAAUGGUGUUGAUGUUAAGGUGAAGAUCAAGCAAAGGAAAUUCAAGAAAGCUGGCUUACUACCUACAGCUUAGGAGCAUUAUUGACUUGUUGGCUGCUUGAUACGG
Messenger RNA from Ilex paraguariensis (yerba mate), 1257 nucleotides. Lineage: Eukaryota; Viridiplantae; Streptophyta; Magnoliopsida; Aquifoliales; Aquifoliaceae. The record is from the annotation of a GenBank genome assembly.